Molecule: messenger RNA, 3229 nt
Organism: Schistosoma guineensis
Lineage: Eukaryota; Metazoa; Platyhelminthes; Trematoda; Strigeidida; Schistosomatidae
Source: the annotation of a GenBank genome assembly
CAACGUUGAUAUCGCAGUUUAAAAUUCUCACACUGUCUGCCUCUAGUUUCUUUUUCCAGAUUCCAUAAACUCAAGACAUUUGUUAUCGCUGUUCAUUGUGCACUACCUUGGUAAUUAAAUUUGGGUGAAUAGUGUGCGCCUGCUGAGUCGCAAGCUCAUUUUCUCUUUGUUUUCUUUUUCAGCUCCAUUAACUCACACUACUUUGCAUACAGUGCUAGCACACAAAGCAAAUACUGGCUGAACUCAAACUACUACAAUUGGCAAUAGUUGUAUUUAAAGGAUGUUCGAUCAAACAAUUACUGAUUGAUUAGUUUGACCAGUUCAUAUAGUCGGUCGAUCGCAACUACUUGAUAGUUUUUCAAUCUGGUAAUUUAUUCGAAUCUUAUCGAAGGAUUUACUUUUGGAAUAAUUCCAGCUACUCGUUUGAGCUUCACAUUUGUAGGGUAGUAAUGCAACCGUUAGAUGAAACGGACAACGUAAAAGUAGCCGUGCGGUGCCGGCCAAUGGAUAAAAAAGAAAUUGCAAUGAACUGCCAGUCUGUGAUUUCGGUAUCUUGUUUGUCAUCCGUGUAAAAUUAUGUCAUAUUGUAGGUGAGUGAAUUGGAUGGAUGUGUGAUAUUAAAGCGCACAAGUUCAUCUGAUGACCCUCCAAAGCAAUUUUCUUUCGACCUUGUUUUCGGUUGUGGAAGUAAACAAACUGAUAUUUACAACAUGGUAGCGAGACCAAUUGUUGAUAAAGUUUUAGAAGGAUAUAAUGGAACUAUAUUUGCUUAUGGACAAACAGGUACUGGAAAAACAUUUACAAUGGAAGGGAUCAGGUCCGAACCAGAACUGAGAGGUAUUAUUCCAAAUUCAUUUGCCCAUAUAUUUGGGGCAAUCGCAAAAGCUGAUGCGAAUACGAGAUUUCUGGUUCGUGUUUCAUAUCUGGAGAUAUAUAAUGAAGAGGUUAGAGAUCUUCUUGGAAAAGAUCAAUUUGCACGUUUGGAUGUUAAGGAGAGACCAGAUAUUGGUGUGUAUGUUAAAAAUCUAUCUUCGUUUGUUGUACACUCCCCAAAUGAAAUGGAUAAAUUGAUGUCAUUCGGAAACAAAAAUCGUGUAACUGGUGCAACUAAUAUGAACGAGCAUAGUUCACGUUCACAUGCAAUUUAUACAAUAACAAUUGAAUGUAGCGAACAUUCGGAGAAGAAUAAAACAUUACUUCGUCAAGGGAAAUUACACUUAGUUGAUUUGGCUGGAUCUGAAAGACAAGCAAAAACUGGUGCAACUGGAAAACGUUUACAGGAGGCGAAUAAGAUAAAUUUAUCGUUAACUACAUUGGGUAAUGUGAUUUCUGCAUUGGUCGAUGGUAAAUCAACACACAUACCAUAUCGUAAUUCCAAAUUAACCCGACUAUUACAAGAUUCACUAGGUGGAAAUUCUAAAACUGCUAUGAUAGCAAACAUAUCACCAGCCGAUUAUAAUUUUGAUGAAUCAUUGAGUACAUUAAGAUAUGCAAAUCGGGCAAAAAAUAUAAAGAAUAAAGCGAAGAUAAAUGAAGAUCCAAAAGAUGCAAUGCUACGUCAAUUCCAAAAAGAAAUUGAACAACUCCGUAAACAGUUGGAAGAAGGUGGCAUACCUUCAGACCCAACAAAUGCGGAAGAAAAAGAUAGUGAUGAUGAUAAUAAUGGAAAUGGUACAAUCGAUCACAAUGAUCAAGAAAACAGAUUGAAGAAAUCAAAAGGAAAUACAGCAAAACUGAGUAAACAAAAAAUGGCUGAAAUUCAACGUAUGAUUGAAGCUGACAGACGUAAGUUAGAAGAAGAGAAAGAUAUGGCUAUAGAGGAACGAAACCGUAUUCAGAAACAUCUUGAGACCAAAGAAAACGAAUUAAGACAAGUUGAAGUAACUCGUAAUAAUCUAACGAAACGUAUGGAGGCAUUACAAAGUCGCAUAAUUGUUGGAGGCGAAAAUUUAUUAGAAAAAGCUGAAAUACAAGAAAAAUUAUUAGAAAAAUCAGCGAUUGAAUUACAAAAACAACAAUUACGUGCGGAACAAUUACAUCAAAAAUUAAAAGAAAAAGAGGAAGAACGUAUCAAUAUUGAAGAAAAAUAUAAUAAUCUACAGGAAGAAGCUGCCGGGAAGCGUAAAAAACUACGUAAAUUAAGUACAAUAUAUUUGCAAGCCAAGUCGGAACUUGAAGAUAUGAAAAAUGAACACGUUCGUGAAAUGGAAGGCUUAGUAGAUAAUAUACAUCAAUUGGAAAGAGAAUUGGCUCGUUAUACUCUAAUCAUCGAUCGAUUUAUUCCACAAUCAUACCAAGCUCUCAUUGAACAAAAUGUACAGUGGAACGAGGAUAUAGGUGAAUGGCAAUUAAAAUGCGUAGCGUACACAGGAAAUAAUAUGCGAAAACCUGAAAAGCAAACACCCGAACCUCCGAUCGAUCUCGCACACGUGUACUUGAGAUAUACGGACAUAUCGAAUUCAGGACCGAGCCAGAAAACUAAACCAACUGGGAAAUAAAAGCUCUUCCCCAACAGCCGGUUUUCAUUAUUCAGCAUACACACACUACUUCAUACGAAUGUCACCCCAGCCCGUGAGGUGUAUGUGGAAGUAACCCGUAACUUUCAUACCAUGUAAACUAGAGGGGACGAAGACCCGACAAACCAAAAGUACCCUAAUGCGGUGAUACAUGCAAUAUCGCAGGAUUUGAUGCAUUGGCUAGAUAGUGCUAAGACAAGCGAAAAACUGCUACGUCUCAAACUAAUUCAUACAUGACUAACUGUGAGCUGAAAAGCAUCAAGUGACUACUUUGAAGAUGGCCACUGCGACACAAUUCGACGUGCUCUAGGACUGAUUGAUAAACAACCAAGCAGGCACGCAGAUUCGGAAAAUUAUAUUCUACUUAUUACAGGACGUCUAACCGGCAAAAACUAGUCAAUGUUACAAACGCAGUGCAUGAGCUAGUCCCACAGCGGAGUCAAACUCAUAAACAGACCAGCCCACUGUUUAGAUAAAGGCGAACGAACUUCAUAUGGUAGCCAACGCGCAACCACUUAACGGGUGGUCGUCGUGAAAAAAAGCAUUUAUUUUAAGCACAUUUAUUGUAAGACAUAACAGGACGAGUCAGAAGUAUUUCCUUUUCGCGUCUUCUAUUGAUAGCCAUCUGAAAUUUAAAAAGUAUUGACUAGUUAAUCAAGUAAGAGUACUCUAUGAUCAGACGAAUUACUGUCAUCAUUUGUUCAGACGGUAAU